AUGCACCAGGGACCCCCGUAUGUGCAGUACUCCAUUUACCCCUCGCAACAGCCGACGAUUAAGCCAUACCCCUCAAUGACCGCAGUGUCUCCGGAGACGAGGAAUAUGCUUAACCUCCUUGAAAGUCUCUUUAAGCCAGAGCUGCGUGAGAAGGCCAUUUUUGAGCUGGCCAAGCACCGCGAGAAAUUUCAGCAACUCGGACUAUUUUUGUGGUACAGCGUAGGCACGAUGGCGAUCCUGCUGCAUGAGGUCAUCUCUGUCUAUCCCCUCCUGCACACCCCGGAGCUGCUUUCAAAGAAGACAACCAGCCAUGUGGGUAGUGUCCUCACGCUGCUUCAGAGCGUUGCCUACGAGGAUUCAACCCGCAAGUUGUUUUUGGAUGCCCACAUUUGCCUCUUUCUCUAUCCCUUUCUUCGUGGGACGAGUAGUGGAACGGGUAAUGUGACGGAGGGCCUUCGUCUGACCUCACUUGGCGUCAUUGGCGCCCUUGUCAAGACCGACGACGCCGACGUGAUGCAGUAUCUUCUUAGCACGGAAAUAUUCCCGCUUUGUCUCAAGAUCAUGGAAUACGGACUUGAGCUCUCACGGACGCUCGCUACCUUCGUUGUGCAGAAGCUCUUGCUCUCAGACCUUGGCCUGCAGUACGUCUGCCAGACACCAGAGCGAUUUAGGGCUGUUGCAACGGUCCUGCAGAACAUGGUGGGGUCGAAGGACUGCACGCCACGCCUCCUGCGGUACAUCAUUCGUUGCUACCUGCGUCUUUCCGAGAAUCCACGUGCCUGCGACGCACUUUCUCAGUGCCUGCCAGGCGUGCUUCGCAACGAUACGUACAAGCAGGCCCUCGAAAGUAGUCCUAACAUCAAAAAGUGGCUGCUGCAACUUCUUGUGAACAUUGGCGACGAGGGGGCGAGGAAGAUUGUGGAGGGCAACAUGAAUGCUUAG
Trypanosoma rangeli is the source of this 942-nucleotide messenger RNA. Its product is annotated as cell differentiation protein. Bases 1 to 942 code for a protein of 313 amino acids. Gene Ontology annotation, biological process: negative regulation of translation; mRNA catabolic process. The transcript has a single exon. Lineage: Eukaryota; Euglenozoa; Kinetoplastea; Trypanosomatida; Trypanosomatidae. Gene Ontology annotation, cellular component: CCR4-NOT complex; P-body; CCR4-NOT core complex. The record is from RefSeq and is a predicted model, not a curated record.